AUGAUUCCGGACUCUAUAGCAUGCCGUCUUUACGUUCUCAUCGUGCUUGUGGAGACAGCAGUAGAUCUCGGUAUCGAGAGUGACCUCCUCGUCCGAUUCCAUGAAGCUGGCAAGGCAGACGACGAGACGGUCUCGCGAAAAAUGCCCGUCUACCUUGGCAUCUUCGCACUCGCCCACGUCUUUCAACUUGGCAUGGCCAUCGAUGCGGUCUACGCCCGAAAUACACUUCAAUUCAUCUCCCUCACCAUCUUCAACGGCCUCUUCCUCGUAUACGCCAUCAUUCAAUCCUCCGAAAUACGAAAUUCCCUCGCCUCGGUCUCCGAUCAACAGGGCAUAUCACAUCUCCCCGUCGAUGUGCUCACGACCAUCCUCCCUGUCGUCAUCUCCAUCUCCGAGCUUGCUUACAUUGGACUGGGAUACAAAAUCUACACAGAGUUCGGUUGGAAGGUGUACAAGUUCCUAGGCGCGGAUCGGCGCAUCAAGCAGAUGUUUGCGCACUACCAGAUUUUCCAGUGUCUCGUCAAGUUUGAUGUGUUCUUCUGGGUGGGAUUCUGCGUCCAGUUCAUCUGGCUCGUUCUCAGCAGCAACGAUUGGGAAUUCUAUGUCACAUGUGCGGCGCUCCCUCUGUCGAUCGUGCUCCUUGUGGAGGGACAUCUUGCGGCACGUUAUGAGAAUAAGUGGAUGAUGCUGACCUUCAUGUCUGGAUGCGUGAGCGCGAUGGUGUACUUCUUUUACAAGCUCGUUAAAGUCUUGAUUUUGAAGAAUACUGCAGAUUUCGCAUCUGUUUGGCAAUCACUCACCACAUUUUCGAUCAUCGCAAUAAUGCUGCUCAUCGCGACUUUUAUUUAUGCAUGCAUCAUCAUGCGAAACUUCGGCCGUGGGCUUAAAGAGCAAAGUGUGUUCUUUCUUCAUGUUCGCGUCCAUGAAUGGUUUUAG
Molecule: messenger RNA, 936 nt
Organism: Heterobasidion irregulare TC 32-1
Lineage: Eukaryota; Fungi; Basidiomycota; Agaricomycetes; Russulales; Bondarzewiaceae
Exons: 5
Coding region: 1-936 (311 amino acids)
Cellular component (GO): Golgi apparatus
Source: RefSeq, a predicted model, not a curated record